GCAAGAUCCGAUGUCGCACCGCAUAAUAGAGAAACGAAGACGAGAUCGCAUGAACAACUGUUUGGCGGAUCUGUCACGUUUGAUACCGACUGAAUAUCUAAAGAAAGGCAGAGGACGGAUAGAGAAGACAGAAAUAAUAGAAAUGGCCAUCAAGCAUAUGAAAUAUCUCCAACAGGAACACGGAAACCCAACGGAACAUUAUCGUCUCGGCUACCAAGAAUGCAUGUCAGAAGCAAUGCGCUUCAUGGUCGAAGUAGAAGGCCACUUUCCCCGAGAAGCAGUAUGCGUCCGCCUUCUGAACCAUCUGCAGAAACACUGUGAGUCCAUCUCGCGCAGUACCCCAUUCCCCGCCUCUCACAAUUCAAGGACGCAUCCUGUGGUACCGGCGGAGCACGUGGUACCGACGCCUAAUGCUGCGGAACCACCUCCCACGCAGGGAAGAACCACCGGGCAGCAGAGCAAAGACUACCCAGUGCACAAACAGGAGUCGGAGCAGAAUAACAAUACUAAUGGAGGAACGUACGUAAUUAGAUCUAGUAACCAGUCAUCCAUAGACCCGGACUAUGAAAAGCAUCAAGAGUCCAACGGAAACUCGUAUAAAUAUAAAACGAAUAUCAAACUGAGGUUUACGCAAGACAUCAACGGAUCAACGCCGGAGUCCAAUAAACGACAGAAGCUAAAUGACGAAAGAAGAAACUCUAUUAACAGCAUUGAAAAUCAAAGCUCAAGCCACAGUUCCCCGCCCAGCAGCGAACCGUACACCCGCAUCUCGGACAGCGACAACACCACCACAGCUACAACAACCACGCAUCGACGGUCGCCUUCUGACAGCACCCUCUCGAACAACCAGCUGAAGAUCGAGCCGGCGGCACGCAACGACCAUGCCCAAAGGUACUCGCCGAAUAUCAAGAACCCCUCGCUGAAGCACAACUUCAACGUGCCCAUCUUCGUACUGCACGCGAAGGGGUCAUACUACGUGCCACUUACUAUUGAUUAUAAGACGCUGUUGCCCUUCUUGCAGAAUUUCGAUAUUCUCGAGGUGAUGCCCACCAUGCACAACGUCGUCCUGCACCCUGUCACGAUAAACGUCAAUUUCCUGCCGUCGAAUUUCGCCAUUGAAAUGACGAAUGGCGUUACGAACGGAGUCUCAAAUGGUGUUUCAAACGGAGUCCAGAACGGGAAGUACAAGAGUGAGUUCGGGAACAAUUGGCAUUAGAAAAGUGUAUGUGAACUGGUUGGAUCAUUUCGAGACGUUCGAGUGCGUCGCAAGAUAUAAGAAUCGUUUUGAUUCGAAUGGUUUUUGAAUGCCGCACCACUUCAUUCAGACAUGGUCCAAGGAGUAUCUAGGCACAACAUGAUCAUUACAGUCAAAAUCACGAAAGAUGACUAUUACGUCAUACCAUAAAUUGUACUGUAAAAUCACGAUAUCAGGAACAUAAUGACAACAAAUUUAUUUGUAUUAUGAUUUUGCGAAGUUAGGUUAUUUCACUGAUUAUUUUUAUUUUAUUUCAUGGUUUUGAGUGAUACCUUAAUAAUAAGUUUAGUGGGGAGUUUUUGUUUUGAGAAAAAACAGUUAUGAGUAGAAUACCUUAAGACAGGAACACCAAAGACCAAAGUAUUAUUCGAAAAUAACCUAACCUGCUUUAACAUAACCUAACUAUUCAUCUUUCAAGUAUGAUCGAUCAUGCAACAUGAAAACAUCGUCUUUCUUUGUCGGAUACAUGCAAAUUAGCAAUACAGUCUGUUUAGACAGUAAAAUUCUGUUUAUCUCUGUCUAACAUAUCUGAAACUUUAUUAAAAAUAUUCACAAUUCGCUGUCGUUUGUCUUUACUACAGACUAAAAUGAUGACGUAAUCGUCAUCUUUCGUGAUUUCGACUAUAUAUCAAUAUUCACAUUAUCUCGAAAUAAAAGCAAUUACCAAAGCUAUCCCCGUUCUCGUUAUUAGGUUAUGUUUCAUAAUAGACUAAUAUUUAUUUUGAUCCUUUUUAUCAUAUUAACUAAACACCUUGUCUUGACAGACCUUGAAACUAAUCUAAGCGUGGUGCGGCAUGUGAAGAAGCCAUAGGAAUAUAUUAUAAAAUGUUCUUUAUAUCUUGAGUCGAACUUAUCAAUGCUAACACUGAACUGUGAUAUAAUUUUAAGUGAAUAUUUCAUAUUUCAGAUUUUUUAUAAUUUCCCCAGUAAGUUCACUCGGUUAGUUGCAAGUCAGAGUUCAAAAAAUUAGCAGUCGGAAACUGCAGAAAAAAACCUUCAAAAGCUUUUAACAUUUUCAAGUCACUAAGCGAAUUUGACGUCAUUUGUAUUGCUUUGGGAAUGUCAAUGUCAUACUUGCAAAGCGCCUGAAAUCCGUGUAAGUUUUGAAGAACGGGAAUAUCGUCUAUGAUGCAUUUAAAAUUAAAUUCUCAACCUCCUGAAAAAAAAAAAUGCAUACCAUCUAUUGCUAAACUAUCCAAGUAUCCAUUAUCGUAUAUUAUCGUUUUUGAUUUGGUAUUAUAUCCUAGUUCAAUGUUGGAAUUUUUUUGGAAUGUAUUAAAAGGCUGUGACGGUCAGGGGAAUUUUAAGACUGACAUAUAAAAUGUUUAUAUAAAGCUGUGGAAACAAUUAGUUUUUGUUUUAUAUUAUAAAUAAACAUUCUAGAUGUAAAUCUUGUAAGCGAAUGUGCGAAAUGUCUACCGCGCAAAAGUAUUUGCUCUACUCAUGGUACCUGAUAUCUAAUGACAAAUCGUCAUUGAAUACUGAACAUUUUUCAUUUGUAAAAUCAUUUUUCUCGCAUUUCUAUAUGGAGUACAUUACAAAUUCCCACAUUGUCACUGAAUUGAAUCUCAGAUACAAGACUAAAGUCUUGAGAAAAUUGAAAAAAGAAGCUCCAAUAUGUCCUAAAAGGUCUAUUCCAGAUGUAUUCAGAAUAGGCACAAUAUGUCGAAUUUGAAUACAACGUAUAUUUAUAUAAGGCUUAUAACGGGUGAUUUUUUGAGAGGUAUACGAUUUGAUUUUCAAAAAAAAAACACAAAAAAUUUGAAAAGACGAUUAAAUCUUUAUUUGAGUCGAUAGAACGGUCGAUAUAAUUUAAUGUUUAAAGAUUAUUUCAUGUAAAUGUUGGCCGCGGCUCCGCUUUAGAUGGCCUAUGCGCAAGGUCCAAUUUUGGCACACUCUCUCCACCAUAUCGGCCGGUAUCUCAUGAAUAAAUGCUUCAAUAUGGGCUUCCAGUGCGUCAAUCGUUGCUGGCUUAUCCCUGUAGACAUUAGCCUUAACAUGGCCCACAAGAAAUAGUCCAACGGCGUUAAAUCACACGAUCUAGGCGGCCAAUUGACGGGCCCCAAACGCGAGAUAAACUGUUCACCGAACUUGCCUCUCAAUAGGGCCAUUGUUUCGUGUGCGGUGUAGCAUGUGGCACCGUCUUGUUGAAACCACAUGUCAGCCAAGUCCAGCUCUUCCAUUUUGGGCAGUUUGUUAUCAUCGCACGGUAGCGCUCGCCAUUCACAGUUACGUUCCGGCCAUUGUCGUCUUUGAAGAAGUACGGCCCGAUGAUGCCACCGGCCCAUAAUCCACACCAAACAGUGAUUUUUUCGGGAUGCAUUGGUAGCUCUUGCAAUGCUUCUGGCUGGUCUUCACCCCAGAUGCGGCAAUUUUACUUGUUAACGUACCCAUUCAACCAGAAAUGAGCUUCGUCGCUGAACAUAAUUUUUCGAUAACAAUGUGGAUCUUCCUCCAGCUUUGCCAGCGCCCAUUCACCAAAUUGGAAACGUUGUGGGAGGUCGUGUGGCUUCAAUUCUUGCACCAGCUGUAUCUUAUAAGGUUUUACACCCAAAUCCUGUCGCAAAAUUUUCCACGUAGUGGAGUAACAGAGGCCCAAUUGCUGCGAACGGUGGCGAAUCGACAUUUCACGGUCAUCACUAACACUGGCGGAUACAGCCGCAAUAUUUUCUUCAGUCCUCACUCUACGUCUGCGUGUUGGUGGUUUAAUGUCCAAUAAUGUAAACUGGGUUCGAAAUUUAGUCACAAGCUUCCGAAUAGCUCCCUCAGUAGGCCGACCAAAUUGCCCAUAAAUUGGAAGCAGUGCUCGAUGCACUCUCUUAACCGAGCAUGAAUUUUGAUAGUAAAAUUCAAUAAUUUGCAAGCGUUGAUCGUUCGUAAGUCGAUUCAUGGUUAAAUUAUAGACCAAACUGAACAAGUUUGACAAUGACACAAGACACGAUUCACGCGUCACCUGUCAAAAACAUACAUGCAAAAAAAUCACCCAUUAUAAUUUACCUUGUUUUUAGUGAAAUUCCACUUGUAUGUGGUUCAAAUUGUGAAACUCUUUACGCAAGGAUAAGAGCUAAUCUUCAUUUCCUGAAGAAGCAAAUGAAUUAAUCUGUUUUUUUACAAGCGUGAACAAAGAGAUGAUUUUAGCUUGUAUUUAUGCACAGCUCCUAUCGUUAUCUACCUGUGGUCCGAAUGCAGUUCGUUCGUAGACAAAAAGAGAAGAUAUCAGUAGUGGUGAAAUAUCAAGGUACGAGUAUGUACGCUAUCUAUCAAGCCAAACGUAUGUCUUGAUAUUUGGACAGCUAUCGAUAUAUUAUUCGUUGCCAUAUCGGUACUAAUGCGUGACUCAAUAAAUUUAUCUGAAGCCUAGAUCGUACUGAUGAGCCUCAAUAAAGGUGAAAUGGUGUUAUCUACGAUUGGUUUCUUAUGAAUGCCGAACCUUGUGGAUAAAUUAGGAUAUGUAAGUUAAAUUGCUACGGACAUAGACGUUAAAAAAGACACUUAUCGACAUAAAACACUACCCAAAUUGAUGCUGGCAAUAAUACACUUCACUAUUUCUAAAAAGUAUUUUUUUGGUCGAGAUGGUAGGCAAAAUUAUGUUGUACUUUCGAAUUAGACGAAAAUACCCCUGGUUUGCGAAAUAAUUGAAAAGUCUGGUUUUAUUGCUGCAAGUUGUUCAAGGCGGUAUUCAAAACAUGGACGCAUAAAAUGGAUACACUAAUUUUUGUGGGAAAACUUUUUAAUCGACAACAAAUAAUGAGAAAACGUGUUUUUUGGGAUUCAAUUGAAGGUGUUGGCAGGAACGAAAAAACUCUUCAAAUAAGAUUUUUAGGUAUUUAUGGGACCUACAAGAUGAGACCGACUAAUAACACAAAUGUUAUGGCCAAAAAACAAAGCAAAAUGCAAUUGUUGGUAAUGCGGCGAUGGUUUCUCGCAGAUAUUUGAAAUUCUUCAAAUUCGUACUUCUAAAUAACCACAACAAAAUUGGAGUAGAUUGGUCCAGUAGUUUUUGAGAAUUUCUAAUUGCUUAUGCCAAAACACCUGUUUUCCGGCCAUCACUACUAGCUUAUUGAACAAUGUACAGGGUUAGUUCAAAGGGCAUUUUAUAGCAAAAUACACUAGUUUACCUUGCCGAUAUGAAUCGCAAACCAUUCCGGAAGAUGAAUGUUAUUUUUAUGCAAAAAAGGAUGGGUUACGUUUUUUCUUCUAAACAAAUUCAAACAUUUUGUAUUUUUGAGUAAUUCGCAGCAAAACAUGAUAGAUACAUCCGCUUUGUUUUAAAAUGUGUUCAGUAAUAUAUGAUUUUCGAAUAUCGUAGCGCAUUUGUUCAAUUAGUCACAAAUACGAAAUGUUUGAAUCUGUUUAGAAGAAAAAAACGUGGCCUUCGUUUUUCGCAAAAAUGUAAUAUUUAUCUUUCGAAAUGGUUUAUGAUUCAUAUCGGCAAAGUAAACACGUGUAUUUUGCUAUUAAAUACUAUUUCAACGAACCCUGUAUAGUGCUCAAUAAACUAGUAGUGAAACAGGUGUUUUGGGAUAAACAAUUAAAAAUUCUCAAAAAACUACUUAACCAAUAUACUCCAAUUUUGUUGUUGUUAUUUAGAACUAUGAAUCCUAUGGACUUUAAGAAUUUCAAGCAGUUGCGUGCCAAUACCUGCAUUCGGUCAUAACAUUUUUGCUAUUAGGCGGAUCUUUUUACGUGUGGUCUCAUAAAUACCUAAAAAUCUUAUAUGAAAAGUUUUUUCGUUCCUGUGAAUACUUUCAAUUGAAUCCCAAAGAACACGUUUUCUCAUUCUUUGUUUUCAAAUAAAAAGUUUUCCCACAAAAAUUGGUGUACCCAUUUUAUAUAUCCAUGUUUUAAAUGUCCCCUUGAACAACUUGCACCAAUGAAACCAGACUUUACAAUUAUUUAGGGAAAACUAAUAUGAUUAGAUUAAUGCUGAUACGAGAGUUUUUGUGAUAGCUCUUGUGAUGACGUAACAAUAACGUGUUCCUCCAAGAAAUGUUGCUUUAUACUAAUUGCAGAUGAAUAGUGUUUGGUCAGAUAUUUCUAGUAGAAUAAUACUUCUGAGAGGUAGUAAUGAUUUUCAAGUUUAUUAGAUACUACGAUGUUACCAUUUAAACGAAUAUCGUAUUUGUAUGUUUUGAAAAUAAAUAUGAAAGUUAUCUUCUUUCUCCUACUAGUAUUUUUCAUAAAUUUUGCACUGGAUUUCGAAAAUGAAAUGAAUAUUGUGCCCUUGUAGAGCAUCCUUCAAAUCGACAUUUCCAAAAUGUACCUAAUAUUGAAAUAUGUUCCUGUUUACAGGAAUUGAUGUGAAGUUAAUAUUUAUAAAUGUAUAAUUAUUGUUAUCUGUAAGAAUUCUGUUAUUUUUAUAAUCACAUUUUAUAACUGGUAUGAGGAGAAUGCAUGUUUGUACAUAUGGAAUAAAAUACAGUUUGAAAAGCAAGCAGAUUUGAAGAAUGAAUUUUAAUAUUUAAGAUUUUCUGUAAAAUGAUUGUUGAUAACAUAAGAGCAUUUAAUGGAUUUUUUAGUAAAUCCGAGAUUUUUAGUUCUGAAAUGUUGAAAAUCCACAGUGAAUGUUUGCAAGAAGUCCAUUGGAAUAUUUUCAAAGUACCGGCAACAAAUAUUAUAUUUUCCAUGAAUUCGACGUUUUGGAAAGUUUUCAUAAAUAAAAUACUGUGUUUAAAA
Messenger RNA from Acanthoscelides obtectus, 6931 nucleotides. The record is from the annotation of a GenBank genome assembly. Lineage: Eukaryota; Metazoa; Arthropoda; Insecta; Coleoptera; Chrysomelidae.